AAAUGGCGUCGGCAGCGACCUUGGCAUUACCCUCGCCGUAAACCGUGAUUCUCGUAGCAGCAAGCAGCAGGAGCAGCACAGAGCUGUAGCUUUGUAGGUAUUCUAUUCUGCGACUGUAGCAUAUGAUCCCGGACGAGGUGAUCCAUGCAUUUGCUCUCGAUUUUGGUGGCAGGUAUACGCAGAGACGGUACCGUGAGUGUUCCUCGGCGAAAAACAUAUUUGCGUCGUCGGGCUUUUGGUAGUACGGCCCGACCUGCCACACAAACCACGCGGUUCGCUAGGCCCCCCCUGCGAAUGGGAAGACCCGAAAGCAUUGUUCUGUGCUGAUAGCCUAGCAUCCAGUAUUAGGCUUAACAUCGGUUCAAGAAAAGAAUUGUCUUCGUUUUCUUGCGGAUCCGUCCCCCAGCGGUGCGAAUGUGGCCAGUCCGCGUUGGGGAAACCGCCUCGGGUGCCGUAUCGGCGUGCUACGCAAUUCGGCGGCCGCCUUUCGCAAACGCUGAGGAGCAGCACCGCCACUGAGUUCCGCUCCGAGUCCUUCCCCACUGCCCCCACCCCACCACCACCUCCCGCGGAAGUGAGCGGUCGCGUCUUCGUCGGAGGCUCGUACGCGACUUCGUGCGGUGUGCGACUGGCGAUGCCGUCCGCGCAUCGUGGACACUGUGCGUGAACGAGCCCCGGGCCCGGUGGCACGGUUGUUCCAGGUUUCUCCUGCGCGCUAGCGUAAGAUGAUCACCCUUUGGAGCUGACACAACCGCCGAGCGACUCUGUUGCCACAGCGCCGGGAGACCCUCGCCGGUUCCUUUCGUUGAGGGUGGCUCUCCCCAUGUUGGUCUAGGAUGACCAUGACCGCACGCAUCAAACAGGUUGUGAGCAAGAACAAGAAGCGAUACCAGGAUGAGGACUUUGACUUGGACUUGUCAUACAUUAGCGACAAUAUCAUUGCCAUGGGCUUCCCAGCUGAGAAACUGGAAGGAGUCUUCCGCAACCACAUGGAUGAUGUCCAGAAGUUUCUUGAAAAGAAGCACAAAGGGCACUACAAGAUAUACAACCUGUGCUCCGAGCGGCAAUACGAUGCCAAGAAGUUUGAGAACAGAGUGGCACACUACCCGUUCAAGGACCACAACCCACCGAAAAUUGGCCUCAUCAAGCCUUUCUGCGAGGAUGUUGCGGAGUGGCUGUCUAAACACCCGGCUAAUGUUGCUGUCAUCCACUGCAAAGCGGGCAAGGGUCGAACAGGAGUGAUGGUGUGCUCAUACCUGGUACACAGCCGCAUGUUUGCCACUGCUGGGGAGGCUCUCUCUUAUUACAGUGAGCGCAGGACGAAAGACCUCAAGGGGGUGACAAUCCCAAGUCAGCGGCGGUAUGUGGAGUACUAUGCCAAGCUAGUCAGCACACGUGCGGAGUACAACCCAGAGACGCUGGGGCUGCACUCGCUCUCUCUUGAGCCCGUGCCUACGUUCAACGGAGGGACCUGCUCGCCAUUCUUCCUGGUUUGGAAGAGUGAAGCCAACACCAUGGAGAAGUUGUACGGAUCUCCUGUGCUCGAGGGACGUAAAGGCAACUCCUCGUCGCUAUGCUUCCACCUAGGACGCCCAGUGGCCCUCAAGGGCGACAUCAAAGUGGAGGUCUACAACAAGCCCAAAAUGAUGAAGAAGGAAAAGAUGUUCCAGUUCUGGUUCAACACCUUCUUUGUACCUCCAAGCUGCAAUAGUAGCAGUGGUGGCAGCAGUGUAGGGCGAGGUGACGCACACUCACACCCCAAUGGUGUUGCAGGAGGAGGAGGAGGAGCAGCAGCAGCACCUGCAGAGCUCAGGGUUCACAAUGGGGGAGAAGAGGAGAUGAGGACGCUAGUCCUGUGCAAGGACGACCUUGACAAGGCAUACAAGGACAAGACUCAUAGCAAAUUCAGUAAAGACUUCAAGGUGUCACUAAAAUUUGUAUCCCCAAGCCACCUGUGCCCCCCGGGUGCUGGGGGUGACGAUCCCAACAGCGAUAUUGAGCCAGGCUCUGACAGUGACACCACAGACGACGAUGAUUGGGACACACAGGAGGCGACCCACAUCUAGGUCCGGCUCUCUCCACCCUUCACACACACACCUGCCAGUUCCCACAACUCACCUCUGCCCCCUCCCCCGCUGCUUGGAGGGUUCCACCACGAGCACAAGUGAACCCCCCUCAUUAUUUCACCACACCAUUGGCAUUCUCUCUCUCUCACCCACAUACUUGUGUAAUGUGUUGCCAUGUGUUUGUAUAUGUGCAUAUAUCUGUAUGUGGAGUUGGCAGUGUACUUUGCUAUGGCAAGGUUCUGUAUUUAUUCAGUUGUUGACCAGACAUUUUGCCUUUGAGGAGGCAGACCUUUGUUGGACUAGUUAUAUCAUCUGGUUUAAAAAAAAGAAGUGAGAAAUUUACGCAGUGUGCUGUUUGUAUUAUUCGGUUCUUGCUCACAGUUAAUUCUUGUGGUUGACAGUGGGUGCCGGCAAUUGGCUGUAGCAUGUGGCUGAAAAGCAUUAAUGCAGUUUGCUUUUGAGAACGGAACUGCUGACGGGAAGCACUGUGUAAACGAGCGCCGUGCUUUUAUUAGGGGAUAAUUUUUGACAAUUUUUGGAUGCAUCUUCAAUUUUGAUCCAUGGCAAGUGGGAAGUCGCCAUGCGGUGAGGAAAAGGCAUAUUUGGGAGAGGAGGUUUUAGACAGCUGAAACUCCUGUGGCAAUAUAAAUGUCGAAAGGAUAAAAAGAUUUGCGUGUGUGUGCAUGCGUGCGUGCGUGUGUGUGUUUGUGUGUGUGCGUGCGUGCGUGCGCGCGUGUGUGCGCGCGCGCGCGCAUUAAUCGUUUUUGAUAGCCUUUUUUUAAGGAAUGUGUUUUGCUUUUUAUACCUUUGGUUGGAAAAGACUGCAAGGUCUAAACUUCGGUGUUUUUAAAAUACAGAGAUAAGCUAUUAUUUGUGCAGGCAGGUGUUUGGGUCAUAGUUAAGUACCUGGCAAUGCUCCAACAUCGCUAGUGCAGAUUUCUUUGUGAUACGACAUUUUGAAGGUUUUUAUUUUCUUCAUAAAGAAUCUGCUGUAAUGCAGUGGCACUGUGUUCAAAAUGGCAUUGACAUGGCUUUCAGUCUUUGACGUACGUGUAGGUUAUAGCACAGCCUUCUCCAUGCAUUGACGUGAAACCAGAGAAGACCGGUCACCUUAGUGACCUGAUUGUCAAAGUUGCCAUGCUGUAUUGUCAUUGGGCGUAAUCAGGUUGCAUUAGAAAAUGGGGAAAGACUGGAUGACUGCAAGAUCCAGAAAGGAGCAGUACUGGGCCUGGAUAAUGUAAAAUUGUUUCAGUCUGUUUUUAUUGCAAUCAUCCAUUCGCCCUCCGUGAUAGGUCAAAAUGACUCAGGCUUUGCGCGUAUGUGCACGGUGCCCGCUCAUAUAGGCUGGGCCUGAGCUAUUUUGACCUAUCAUGGAAGGUUAAUGGCGGAUGUGGAAUAAAAACAGAUUGGAAUAGUUUUAUAUUAUUCCAGCCUUGCUGUUACUGUUCACUUUGUUCUGUGCUCAUCUGAUGCCUGUUGUUUAAUGAACCAAAAUGUACUGUCCUUUAGCAUGGUGUAAUUUGGGGCUUCACAAUUUUCGUUCGGUUUGUACUCCACUGCAACUGUUAGAAUGCUCCACCUGAUUUUUAAGCACCUGUUAGUGAAGGCAAACUUUAGUGUGUUUUCAGGCUUCUUGUGCUUGCCUGUAGCAUGUGCAGUGUGUGGAAGGCUUGCUUUUCCAGUGAAUCUUGGUCACCGAGCACAGCUUUUUUAGUUUUUUUUUCCCCUUCCCAGUCAGUGAGUUCUUUGGGUAAAGGAAGUCUUGAUUAUGGAUUAUUUUUAGGAGUACCUGGAUAUAUGUAUGUAGAGGUAUAUAUACGCACAGGCUAUAAAUAGAUUUUUAUGAAAUCCAUGUGUGUUUGAAGAAGCUAAAGAAUCCUUUGCCGAAGAAGCUAAAGCAUCCGGUGAUCAUACCUUUUAGUGUAGUAAAUGAAAAUUACACUGUGCAAAUCUAAGUUAUAAAUGAAAAAGGCCCGUCUGCACACUGUCAAAGCGUAGUAGUGCUUGUGCAUUUCACGCUGUAGUGUAGCUAAAAAAAAAAAAUUAGCGGUAUGGAGUGACAGAUAUGCAAGUUAAGAUAAUAAUAAGAACGCUGUGUAAUACGUAUUGAGAUCUUGCAACCAGUUUACAUUUCCUAUAAUUUAAAUGCUUAGCCCUUAAAAGGAAGCUUAAAGGGCCCCUCACCAGGACUGGGCAUUUUGAGCUUACAAACGCAGAGCAUACAAUGCGCUAUAACAAUGAUGUCUGCAAAGUAUUACAUUGCUACGUGCCGUGGAAAGAUCUGAAAUUUCAAAUCGAAUGCCGUUUUCGCUUCUUGCGGCCUGUGCGCUCCAAUCCGGAGGAUGACGUACACGUGCUAGUGUGCCUACGUAAACGUGUUCGCUGUGACUUCGAGAAUUAUUCUAGGGAACAUCUGUUAUUUGUGUAAUAUGUUGCUUGGAUAGACGAAUUAAAGCUUAGAGAAAUAAUAAAACACACAAUCCGAAUG
Molecule: messenger RNA, 4554 nt
Organism: Dermacentor albipictus
Lineage: Eukaryota; Metazoa; Arthropoda; Arachnida; Ixodida; Ixodidae
Product: phosphatidylinositol 3,4,5-trisphosphate 3-phosphatase and dual-specificity protein phosphatase PTEN-like
Biological process (GO): negative regulation of cell population proliferation; phosphatidylinositol 3-kinase/protein kinase B signal transduction; protein dephosphorylation
Cellular component (GO): plasma membrane; nucleus; cytosol
Molecular function (GO): protein tyrosine phosphatase activity; phosphatidylinositol-3,4,5-trisphosphate 3-phosphatase activity
Source: RefSeq, a predicted model, not a curated record